CACAUUCGCAUUUCAUCAAUUUCUUCAUUCCACUCGAGCUUGCUGCCGACAUUGCGGGCGUUCAGCACAGGUCCCAGCAGAGGAAGACACAAUGACUGCAAACAUACUUGCGCUGCCCCUCAAGUAUUCGCACCCAGUAUCGUCCCAUCUCGUCGAGGCCAUCAAGAAUCACAUUGCGGAACACUACACCGACACCCACCCCGAUGCAUUCGCGGAGGAUAUUGCAACUUUUGUCAGGUUUCGAGAUGAAUGCUACAAGCUAGAAACACACAGAAGCUGCCUGGAUCUGGCAUUGAGAUAUCACUCACAACUACGUUUCUUCCAGACGAAGUUCCCCACGAAUAUCAACAUUGCCUUUUCAUGGACGCUCUCAUUUUCGCCGUCCAUGCCCCUCUGGACGUCCUUCCCAGCGGCAUUUAACGAUGACGACGGUACGCCCCCAUCUUCGUCCUCGGCAAGUAAUACCAUUGUCUCUCAUCCGGACUUGAACUUCGAGUGCGCAAACCUUCUCUUCUCUUUGGCUGCGCUGAAUUCGAGUCUAGGCGCGAGCGAGUCCCGGAGUGACAAAGAUAGUAUCAAACGAUGCAUUGGCUACUUUCAGACUGCUGCUGGUCUUCUGUGUCACAUACGAACCAAGAUUUGCCCUCAAAUCGAGCAUCUGGUCCCGCCCUGUCCGGACCUAACUCCGGCAAUGCUCGAAGCUUUGGAGCAACUGAUGCUCGCUCAGGCACAAGAAUGUUUCUGGCAACAAUCCGUCAUGGAUGGCCUCAAAAACGCGACGAUUGCUAAGUUGUCAAUGCAGGUCUCCGCGCUGUACGAGGCAGCCCUGGCAGUAACGGAGCGCUCAGGCCCGUCAAUGUCAAUGAAAACUGACGAGCAAGCAAGGUGCGAUCUUCCUCGGGACUGGGUAUCUCAUUUGACUGUCAAAAGGCUUCACUUUAGGGCGGCGGCACAAUAUAGGAAAAGCCGAGAUGACAUGGAGAGCAACAGAUACGGAGAUGAACUUGGCCGUCUUCAAGCAGCAGAAGUCGAUGUCAAGAAGGCACUCGACGCCUCGAAACGCAAUGUUUCUGACACAAUCGUGUCGGAUCUGAGGUCGCUUCAUGGGACAAUAGUGGCAAAUCUUUCCCGAGCGACGAAAGAUAACGAUCUGAUCUACUUGCAGCCUGUGACAACCGUGGCCAAUCUGUCGAAGAUCGCGCCGGCAUUGAUGGUCAAGAGCGUAUUACCGAAAGAGGUAGAAGACCCAUUCACGUUUCUUCGCAUUUCACCAUCUCCUGCAUAUGGGGUCCCACUGUUCCAAGCUCUCGUCCCAUAUGGGGUGCACGUAGCCAUCAGUAUUUACGAAGACCGCAAAGAAACAUUGAUCCGGGAAGAACUUACAUCUCGACAGAUAGACCUCGACGCAGUGGCGAGCAGCUCCCUCCAGUCGCUCGGUCUACCUGGCGCCCUCCAAGCGCAGGACCAGAAUCUUCCUAUCCCGCCUUCAUUGCUUCGAAAAGGAGAAGAGAUCCGCCUUGAUGGAGGAGUCAGCAAGCUGCAACGCCUUAUCAACGACGUGUCAAAAAUCGCCAACGCAGACGUGGGAAUCUUGGAGGAUUCAGUUGCCAUUCUGGACCAGGAGGCUGUUGAAGAUGAAAAGGUGCGAAGGAGCGUUGCCGGCAGGCCAUGGACUCGGCCAGCUAGUGAAGAGGCGGCACAGCAGUAUCGGAGCCACAUUACACAAUUUCAGUACACUCUUGAGCAAGCUCAGAAGAGUGAUGGGAUCGUCAAAGAAAAGCUUGCCGACUGGGCCGACACGAUAGACGUGCUUUCCAGUGGUGAAGCUGCCCUUGAUGCUUUCAUACCGAAAGCGUCGUCGAGCGCCAGCUCAAGUGCUCAGAAUCCAGUGGCUCAAUCACUCCGAGCUGCUUUAGAGGAAUUGGACGAUUUACGAGACUCUCGCGCUGCAGCAGUAGCUGAGGCGAAAGCACUCGGACGCUCCGAUGAUAUUCGGUCUCUGGCGAUGAAAGAAGCAGCUAAGCUAACCGCAACGUCGUCUUCCGGAGUCACCUCGCUCGUCGUGCAGACAUCACACUUCGAAUCGCUAUUCCAUCAAGAGAUACGCAAGUACGACAAAUACUUGAAGGAGAUCAAUCACAGCGCAGCAGCCCAGGAGAAGAAGCUGGAGGAGAUCACGCAACUCAACAAUGACUUCAACACAUCUCGAAGCGUUGAUACAAGCACGAAACGGCGCGAAAAAGCCCUGCAGAAUCUCGACCUUGCGCAUGCCAAAUACAAAGAGCUGUCCAGCAACCUCGUGGAGGGAUUGAAUUUCUAUAAUUCCUUGGCCAAGCUGCUGAAUGAUUUUAGACAAAGUCUAAAGGAGUGGCAUCACGCGCGCCAAUUCGAUGUCGCACAACUGACGGUCAGCUUUGCUGGAACCUCUCUGUCAUCCCGCGCCGGUGCAAACAACCGAGGAGCCCAGCCCGCAUCGGCUUCAGGUGAAGGUUCAGCCACAAGAACGCGGAGCUCACAACGGAAAGGGCAGGACCAGAAGACAGGCGCCGGGGCUCAGCAGCAAGCUUCAUCUGCUCAAGAGCAGCAACAACCUCAGUGGGGGAAGUGGAAGGGUUCGUCAAUACAAUUUGACGAUUAAACAUAUAUUACAAAAGAGUAUGAUUCAUGCAAUUCGAUUCAUGCGGCAUACUUCAAUUGCAAUGUUGAAUAU
This is a messenger RNA of Tilletiaria anomala UBC 951, 2710 nucleotides long. RefSeq names its product BRO1-domain-containing protein. The transcript is spliced from 11 exons. Lineage: Eukaryota; Fungi; Basidiomycota; Exobasidiomycetes; Georgefischeriales; Tilletiariaceae. Bases 92 to 2638 code for a protein of 848 amino acids. Gene Ontology annotation, molecular function: protein binding. The record is from RefSeq and is a predicted model, not a curated record. Gene Ontology annotation, cellular component: endosome.